AUGCUAGUGCUCGAAACUACUACGGGGACUGUAAUUUCUUGUGUAUUAAAAUGUCCCGAGGCAUUGCCUUGCCAGAUUUCCGUCAUUGUUGCUGCUAUUGCCGAGUUCUUUGUGAUGGGAAUCUCGACAUACCAUCGUUUAACCAUGUACAGAAUGGUGAAGUUGGUUCGGCCUCAGUUCAAUCAACAAAAAGAUUUAUACAUUGUUCUGCUUCAUGGUCAUUCAUUAGCUUUUCUUCAAGAACAAAUGAAAUUUUAUGUCAACAGCGAAGCCUACCAAACACAUGCAAACCAGUUGGAGAAGUCUCACAACCAACUUGUCCAAAGCACCCUAGACAUUGGUUCCUACAACCUUCUACAUAGCUUCACUCAUCUUGCUAAUGGCUUUGUAGUCCAUACUACUCCCUUUCAGGCAGAGAAGCUAAAAAAGAACUCAAUGGUGAAGUUGGUAGAAAGAGAUAGGGGAGCCAAAUUAAUGACAACUUACAGUCCAGAAUUCCUAAGAUUGCCAGAAACUGUAUGGGUUCAACAAGGAGGAGAGGAAAAUGCAGGGGAAGGAAUUGUGAUAGGCUUUGUAGAUUCUGGCAUAAACCCAUUUCAUCCAAGCUUUGCUGGUGAUCAGUAUGAUGAUUUGAUGAUCAAAAAUUCUGCAUUAGUCUGCUUGAAUUCGAGUCGAUUUUGCGGUGGGUGCGAGACGGGUCCUCGUUUUCCGAUGAGUUCAUGUAAUGGGAAAAUUGUUUCAGCAAGAUUCUUUGCUGAUGGUGCUCAAGCUGUUGCUCGUCUUAAUGCUUCUGUUGAUUUUCUUUCCCCUUUUGAUGCUGUUGGUCAUGGCAGUCAUGUAGCAUCAACAGCUGCUGGGAAUUUCAGGGUUCCAGUGGUGGUAAAUGGGUAUUAUUAUGGAACAGCCAGUGGGAUGGCGCCACGUGCUCGGAUUGCAGUUUACAAGGCAGUUUAUCCAACAAUUGGUACUCUUACUGAUGUCUUGGCUGCAAUUGAUCAUGCGGUAAAAGACGGUGUAGACAUCCUGAACUUGUCGGUAGAACCAGAUGAGCCAGCCGAAGACACAGUAACUUUCCUUGAUGUAUUUGAGAUCUUCAUGUUACUAGCAAGAAGAGCAGGGGUUUUUGUGGUUCAAGCAGCAGGAAACAAAGGACCUGAUUCAAGCACUGUUGUGUCAUACAGCCCUUGGUCUGUUGGAGUUGCUGCUUGCAGCACAGACAGAAGCUACUCUGCCACUCUCGUCCUUGGAAAUAGUCGGAAGAUGGAAGGAGUCGGGUUAUCAGGGCCAACUUUUGGAAAUGGGAUACUGAAAUAUAAGCUAGUGCUAGCAAAAGAUGCUGUUUAUGUUAAUGGAUCAUUCCCUAGGAUUCCGCCUUACACCGAGGAAUGCCAGUUUCCCGAAGCUCUUGAUCCGAUUGCUGUAACAGGCAGCAUAGUGAUCUGUACAUUCUCGACAGGAUUUUACAAUCAGACUUCCUCUCUAACUUCCAUCAUCAACACUGCAAAAACCUUGGGAUUCAUGGGUUUCAUCCUAGUUGCAAAUCCUGUUUAUGGUGACUUUGUAGCUGAACCAGUGCCUUUCCCUGUGCCAGGGAUUUUGAUCCCUAAAAUUUCAGAUACAAAGAUCAUAACUCAAUACUAUGAGGAGCAAACUAAAAGAACUGGACAAGGGAGUGUAAUAACAUAUGGUGGAAGAGCCUCCAUAGGUGAAGGAAGAGUGGCUGCUUUUGACAGACAAGUGCCUGUUGUAAGCAGAUUCUCUUCUAGGGGACCUGAUAUCAUAGAUAGCCACAAAAAUCCUGCAGAUGUUCUUAAGCCCGAUUUCGUGGCUCCAGGACAACAGAUUUGGGCAGCUUGGAGCCCUCUUAGUGUCUCAGAGCCUAUACUUGAAGGUAACAAUUUUGCUUUGAUGACUGGAACUAGUAUGGCAGCACCUCAUAUUGCAGGAAUAGCUGCACUGAUCAAGCAACAAAAUGCUUCAUGGACUCCAUCCAUGAUUGCAUCAGCAAUGUCCACUACUUCAACUAAAUAUGACAGUUCUAAGAAAGUUAUACUAUCUGAAGGAUAUGAACCUGGUAGCUUGUAUCCUUCCACUCCCUUUGAUAUAGGUGCUGGUCUGGUGAAUCCAGCAAAAGCUCUAGACCCUGGUUUAGUAUUCAUCCCAGGAGAAGGAGAAUAUGUGGCUUUCCUAUGCUCGUUACCCAACAUAAACCAAGAAAAAGUAGAAGCUGCAACAGGAGGAUCAUGCAGCCAUUCACUUGCACAUCCAGCAGAUUUGAACCAACCAUCAGUCACAAUAACAUCUCUAAUCAGAUCUCAAGUCGUUAAUCGUAAUGUGAUCAAUGUGGGAAACAAACAGGAAACUUACCUGUGUGCAGUGCUUCCCCCAAAUGGGGUGACAGUUGAUGUAUCUCCUACUUGGUUCACCAUUUCUCCAGGGGAGUCCCAGCAUUUGGAAUUAAAACUGAAUGUUAGUCAGUCACAGAAGGAAUUUAGUUUUGGAGAGAUUGUUUUGACAGGAAGUUUGGAUCAUAUUGUGAGAGUGCCUUUGUCAGUUUUGGCAGUUACAAAUCCUUAAAAUGGUGAAUAUUGAUGCAAUUAUACUUGUACCAUUUGGUGCAAAAAAACAAAUAGCAAUUUAGAAAAAAAUUCAUGUUGG
This is a messenger RNA of Amaranthus tricolor (Joseph's coat), 2658 nucleotides long. RefSeq names its product subtilisin-like protease SBT2.4. NCBI's taxonomy places the organism in Eukaryota, Viridiplantae, Streptophyta, Magnoliopsida, Caryophyllales, Amaranthaceae. Gene Ontology annotation, molecular function: serine-type endopeptidase activity. The coding region runs from base 1 to 2577 and encodes 858 amino acids. The transcript has 12 exons. The record is from RefSeq and is a predicted model, not a curated record. Gene Ontology annotation, biological process: proteolysis.